AGAGAGAGUGAGGGGAGAGAAUCUAGAGAGAGAAAGAGCAAGAAGUUGGACUGUUCAGCGAGGAGAGACUUUAGAAGGUGUUGGGCAUCGAAGUCUCUCAAAUUCCAACAGCCAUUUCCGACCGUUUAAUCAGGUUUGUGGCGACGCCUUCUCUCCGCUCCUUUCCGCUAGCUUCAGUUUCCUUCUCCCCAACAAACUCACAAUCUUUACUCUUAAAGCAACGCCGAGGUUGCUUGCACGAUCCCUGAGAGGGAGGAGACCAGCCUCGGUCUUUCUCUUUCCGAGGAGGAAGGAGGGGAGGGAGUCCUCAGUUGGGUUCCUCCCUCUUAGGUUUCUGGUGUUGGGAUCGCCGAAAGGUUGAGAAGCAAUUAGAGGAUUCACAGCACUCAUCCUCAACUCACUUUCAGAAUAACACACACGUGGCAUGCAAUCUUAACUGCCAAAAAUCAAGAUCCUAACCUUCUCCAAAUGGAUGAAGAGGCAACUGAGAGGGGUACUAUCUUAGCAACCCUAGAGGUUAUUAAGCCUAUAGGAGGGGUGAGGAGAACUUCGACAGGAAAAACAUCCCCCAUAGGUUCGCCUUCUUUUUCAAACAGUGAUGAAAAGACUCUUCCUCGCUAUCUCCAAACUUCUAUAAAGUCAUGCCAUGAUUUUUGUAAGUAUGGAAGGAAACAUGAUUUUGAAGGAAAGGAAAAGCAAGCCUUUCUUCACAGAUCAAGAAAUAAUCUUGUCAUAGUUGAAGAGCAAAAUGAGGCAAAAGGUUUGGAUUUUGGAGAAAGAAGGAAGAAACCUGUAAGUAAGCUGAAGUCCUCAUCUAUGCAGAGAAUUGGAUUUCCUGAUAAACCAAAAGCCAUCAAGCAGAAGGCUUUGUCAACAGCCAAGGGACCUGGAUUGUUGGACAAUCCUGUCAACAAGAAGUUGCAGACUUUGUCGCCUGGCCAGAAUAAUGGUGCAUCUAGCAAGCAGGCAAUUCUUUCCCCAUCACCAGAAAAUGAACAUAUCAAGUUAAAAAGCCUAAGUACAGUUGGCAGAAAGGAGAGACAGGCAAUCAAACAGAAGACUCCGCUUCAGUUAAAAACAUUCCUCAACAAGCCCAAAGAUUUGGAGCAAAAGGAUCUGAACUGUGGCAAUGAAGUUGAUGCAUGUGGGAAACCUGGUAGUACCAUGAAGGAAAACACUGUGUUGCUUUCCAAGAAAGGAGUAGCAUCUGUUAAGCCCAAAAUGCUCAGGAAGAUAUCUGUGAAGAAACCCAUGACAUCUGCUAUACCCAUGAUCAUUAAGCAAAAGGUGUCGGUGCCUCCCAAGAGUAUCGGCAUCUCUGCUAAACCUGAAAUCUCUUUGAAGGAAAAGAAGACUCCAGAGGUAAAAUCUGCAUCUACAUUAACUCAUCCAGCAUGUCUGGUGAGUCGAAGGAAUCGGGAGGACAAGAUGACUAUGAGUCUUGGAAUGACAAAAGUUGGAGAAAGGAAAGUAUUGAAGCCAUCAACAGCUUCUUUGCCUACCAAGUCUGCUGCUGAUUGUGUCUCAAACUUGAAAGCAAGGAAAUAUAGGAAUGCGAAGCUCGCUCCUCCUGUGAAGCGCCAAGAAAAUGUUGAAAAAACUGCACAUGAUAGUGGAGAAAAGUUUGAAAAAUCAGAACAUGAUAUUGACAGGAAUGAGGAGAAAAUAUUGUAUGUUAUUGAGCCCAAAGAAGAGAAUGUUGAUUUGGAUUCCGCACAACAAAUAUCUGAUGGCCUCCAGACAUUAGAAUCAAUGUCACAUGAUGAAGAAGAGGCAGAGGAACCUGAAAGUGUGUCUGGAUUUAGUAACUCAAGUGAAUCACUAUUUGAUGAUGUGGGAACUGAAAGCAAAAGCAGCAAUGAACUUUCAAAGGGUGAAGACAGAAGGAGACCACGAAGGACUGCAACUGUUCACCCAGAAGAUGGUAAUCAACCUUCCAAGUUGAAGUUUAGGAGAGGUAGAGUAAUUGAACCUCUGGCUGAGAGCAAUGGACCAAGAAGGCUCAUAUUCAGGAGAGUAAGAGUGGUGGGGGAGAAGCCAAAUGGCAAUCAUCUAGCAGGGAGGAAAAGUUUUAGGCGGAGGAAUGGGAUAGAUGUCUUGAAGGAUCCCAAUGCAGAUGCUCUAGGUGUGGUCCUGAGGCAUCAAGAUACACAGGGGAAGAAAGAGACACAAAGUUUGUUCAAUAACGUGAUUGAAGAAACUGCAAGUAAGCUCGUAGAGACCAGGAAGAGCAAGGUGAAGGCUUUGGUGGGUGCGUUCGAAACUGUGAUCUCUCUCCAAGAUAGCAAACCGGCAUCUACAGCAUAGGUUGGUAGUUAAGUGAUAAGUCUUUCCAUGGAGAUUACUGGAAUGCUCAUGGUCAGACUGCAAUAUAGUAUAUUGUUAAAUAUAACUCAGAAUUUCUUGAAUAUGUAUCAUAAUAAGAUCGACUCUACAAGUAUAUAUAAACUUGGAUUUGUGGAGAGGUUUGUGCAUAUCUGUUAAUGAAGUGGUAACUUGGGUUGAAGAGGUUUGGAGUUUGCAAAAUUUUUCUGCUGUCUUGCGGUAUAUCUUUUGCUGGAAAGGACUUCAUUAUCUUUUA
Messenger RNA from Phoenix dactylifera (date palm), 2581 nucleotides. RefSeq lists its product as uncharacterized. Gene Ontology annotation, molecular function: calmodulin binding. The record is from RefSeq and is a predicted model, not a curated record. Lineage: Eukaryota; Viridiplantae; Streptophyta; Magnoliopsida; Arecales; Arecaceae.